GCUGCCCCGGAGCAGCAGAACCUGUUCUGUCUGUACCUUGGGAGGGGCGGAGAGCGUAACCGGAGGAGGUGACACAUCGCUGGCCCUUCUCGGGAUACGGCGUCCGGACACAGGCACCACGACUCCUGCCCGGACCGGACCGGACCGGACCGGCACCCCACUGCCCCGGCUCACGGGAGGAUAUCUCGGGGCGAGAGGAGGAGGCGGCGGCGGACAUGGAAGAGGCCAACUGCUCGGAAGGGGUGUCCAUGGCCCUGGAAUGCUCCUUGGACGCCUGUCAGGAGCUGUGCAGUGCGGUCCAGGUGAACAACCCGAACAUAACGCUGGCUCACCUGCCUUCCUGGAGGGAUCCAGACUUCUACAUUGGCCUCGCCCUGGCCACCAUCUCCAGCAUCCUGAUUGGGGUCAGUGUCAUCCUCAAGAAGAAGGGGCUGCGGCGGCUGGCUGACGACGGCAGAGUUAGAGCAGGAGACGGUGGCCAUGGUUACCUGAAGGACUGGAUGUGGUGGGCUGGCCUGCUAACCAUGGGUGGAGGAGAAGCGAUGAAUUUUGCUGCUUACGCCUUCGCUCCUGCGACUGUUGUCACUCCACUUGGUGCACUCAGUGUCCUUGUCAGCGCACUUCUGUCAUCCUACCUUCUGCAGGAGAGCCUUAACCUGCUGGGGAAGCUGGGCUCCGUGCUCUGCAUCCUGGGCUCCACCAUGAUGGUCAUCCAUGCCCCACGUGAGGAGGAGGUGAAGACAUUGGAGGAAAUGGCCCAGAAACUGAAAGAUCCAGGGUUUCUGGUCUUCGCCUGCCUUCUGCUGAUUGCCAUACUGCUCCUCAUCUUCUACGCAGCUCCCAGGUACGGGCACGCCAAUGUCCUGGUUUACAUCUCCAUCUGCUCCCUCAUUGGUGCUUUCUCCGUCUCCUCCGUGAAGGGUAUUGACAUUGCCAUCAGAGCGUGUUUUGCCAACAUACCAGUUUAUAGGCACCCGUUAACCUGGGUCCUCACCCUCUCACUGCUAGUCUCCAUUGUCACUCAGGUCAACUACCUGAACAAAUCCCUGGACAUGUUCAACACCUCAGUGGUCUAUCCCAUCUAUUAUGUGUUCUUCACCACCGUGGUCAUUACCACCUCCGUGAUCCUCUUCAAGGAGUGGUUCAGCAUGUCUGCCGUGGACAUUGUGGGCACCAUCUCUGGAUUUGGAACCAUAGUCCUUGGUGUCUUCAUGCUGCAUGUCUUUAAGGACCUGAACUUCAGCCUCAGCAGCCUGCCACAUGCACUCAAGGUGCCGGAGAGGGUGUGUGCAACUCCUAUGCUGAAAUUAGAUGACAAACACAUCCUUGUGGAGAGUACAGACAACGCAGUGUUCACUGAGGAUAAGUCAAGGGUCUUUGUCAUCUAUGGGUGAAGGGUUUGGGCUGCAGAUUUGGGUUGUAGAUUUCAGGCCCUUUGGCCCACAAUGAGUGGACUAGGAAACAAAUGAUUAUCACAUUGAACAUAGAACACUAGAACAUAGUAUAUUACAGGGCUGUUGGCCCACCAUAUUGUGCCAACCUUUUAACUUACUCUAACAUCAAUCUAACUCUUCCCUCCCACAUAGCCCUGCAAUUCUCUAUCUUUCAUGUGCCCAUUUAAGAGUCUCGUAAAUAUCCCAAAUGUACCUGCCUCCACCCCCCAGCAGUGCGUCCCACACACCCAGCAAUCCGUGUAAAGAUAACCUGUGAUGUUGUGGAGUAUGCAUUAAGUGUGAUCAUGGCCACAACAGUCACUGUGUCCGUGGCUGGGUACACCGCCACAAGCCGCUUACCCCACAGCCUCUGAAAAGCCUUUCUGUGUCUGGGGAAAACACAAAAAUUAGAUGUUUCAUUUGUCACAUUUACAGUGAAAUGUAUUGCCUGCAUCAAUAACCAACUCAGUCUGGGGAUGUUCUGGGGGCAGCCCACAAGUGUCGCCAUGUUUCAGGUGCCAACGUAGCAUGUCCACAACUCACUAACCCUAACCUGUACAGUUUAUUACCAUUCAACCGUACACAUGUACACCAAAGAACAACGUUCCUCUGGAUCAGGGUGCACAACACCGUACAUAUAACUCACACACAACCGUACACAUGUACCCCAAACGAAACAACGUUCCUCUGGACCAGGGUGCACAAUACCGUACAUAUAACUCACACACAACCGUACACAUGUACCCCAAACGAAACAACGUUCCUCUGGAUCAGGGUGCACAACACUGUACAUAUAACUCACACACAACCGUACACAUGUACACCAAAGAACAACGUUCCUCUGGAUCAGGGUGCACAACACCGUACAUAUAACUCACACACAACCGUACACAUGUACACCAAACGAAACAACGUUCCUCUGGACCAGGGUGCACAAUACCGUACAUAUAACUCACACACAACCGUACACGUGUACACCAAAGAACAACGUUCCUCUGGAUCAGGGUGCACAACACUGUACAUAUAACUCACACACAACCGUACACAUGUACACCAAACGAAACAACGUUCCUCUGGAUCAGGGUGCACAACACUGUACAUAUAACUCACACACAACCGUACACAUGUACACCAAACGAAACAACGUUCCUCUGGACCAGGGUGCACAAUACCGUACAUAUAACUCACACACAACCGUACACAUGUACACCAAAGAACAACGUUCCUCUGGACCAGGGUGCACAACACUGUACAUAUAACUCACACACAACCGUACACAUGUACACCAAAGAACAACGUUCCUCUGGAUCAGGGUGCACAACACCGUACAUAUAACUCACACACAACCGUACACAUGUACACCAAACGAAACAACGUUCCUCUGGAUCAGGGUGCACAACACUGUACAUAUAACUCACACACAACCGAAAACGUGUACACCAAAGAACAACGUUCCUCUGGACCAGGGUGCACAACACUGUACAUAUAACUCACACACAUAACACAUAAAGUAAUACAACCACAAAUAAAGCAGAUAAUAAUAAAGUCACACAUCUUUGGAAUGUGGGAGGAAACUGGAACCCACGCAGCCAUAGGGAGAAUGGACACUGACCUGGGGUUGCGGACUCGGUAACGUGUCGUACUGACUGCUGCACUAGGAGUGUGACGGAUAGCCUGUCGUGACCUGGGUGGACACCGCUGUUGUGUGAUGGAAGAGGUAGUCACUAAGACCAGGCAGAGUUUGCCAGUGGAGUGCUCCUCUGUCAAAUGCCUUGCAGUUCUCCAGCACCCCCCCCCACCAAACCCUUCCCAACACC
Hypanus sabinus (Atlantic stingray) is the source of this 3250-nucleotide messenger RNA. RefSeq names its product magnesium transporter NIPA4-like. Lineage: Eukaryota; Metazoa; Chordata; Chondrichthyes; Myliobatiformes; Dasyatidae. Gene Ontology annotation, biological process: magnesium ion transport. The transcript has 6 exons. Gene Ontology annotation, cellular component: membrane. The record is from RefSeq and is a predicted model, not a curated record. Gene Ontology annotation, molecular function: magnesium ion transmembrane transporter activity. The coding region runs from base 216 to 1394 and encodes 392 amino acids.